Messenger RNA from Prunus armeniaca (apricot), 1128 nucleotides. The record is from the annotation of a GenBank genome assembly. Lineage: Eukaryota; Viridiplantae; Streptophyta; Magnoliopsida; Rosales; Rosaceae.
AUGUGGGCUGCAGCAAGAGCCACAACUAUGCCUUGGUGGGAAGCAGAAAUGGAAAAUAUGAAACAAGAGGAUGAGGAAGCGUGGAAAUGGCUCAGUCAGAGACCUGCAAAGAAUUGGAGCAGAUCUCACUUUAAUACACAGUUUAAGUGCGAUCUUUUGUUGAACAAUCUUUGUGAAAGUUUCAAUUCAGCAAUAAUAGAUGCAAGAGAUCAGUCCAUUUUGACUUUCUUGGAGAGGAUAAAAGUCCUUGUGAUGCUUAGGAUGGCAAAUAGAAGCGCUGCAUGUCCGAAAUGGAAACAUCCAGUUGGCCCAAGAAUCUUCAAGAUAAUUGAGAAGAACAAGUUAGAUGCCUCCACAUGCAUUCCUCGACUGGCUAGCUUCCAAACAUAUCAAGUGACCCACAUGUAUGGUGGAGAAUUUGUUGUGGAUCUUAAGGCAAGGACAUGUUCUUGUCGGAGGUGGGAUUUAUGUGGGAUACCAUGUGGCCAUGCAAUUUCUGCAAUUUUUCAAAAGGAUGAAAGCCCCAUUGAUUAUGUGGAUGAAUGUUACAAGCCUGCAACUUAUAUGAAGUCAUAUGAACCAAUGAUUCACCCAAUCACUUCAAUGGAUCAGUGGGCUAAGUCUGGGCAUCCUCCAAUAUAUCCCCCAAAUGUUAGGGCACAGCCAGGAAGGCCCAAAAAAACAAGAGGUAUAAGAGGUUGGCCAAGAAGUAUGCUAAGAGGUAUGGGAAGAAGGUUGGCUAGAGGAACAGGAAGAGCCAAUGAGGCUCCAAGUGUUGCAACUGAAGUUGCUACUUCUUCACAACAAAGUUUGGCAAGAGGUGUGGGAAGAGGUUUGCCAAGAACUAUGGUCAGAGGUUUGGCAAGAGGAAGGGAAAAUACACCAUUGUCACAGUCAGUUGCACCUACACAAGAGAGCUCAAAUCCAUCUUCAACUUCUGUCACUGCCCAACCUGGUUCCAUAUUCAAACUUCCAACUAUUAGAGGGGGCACAUUCAAAAGGGCUGCUAUUAGAGGAGGAACAUUAAAAAGGUUGCUAUUGGAGGAGGAACGUUCAAAAGGCCUAAAGAAGUUCUAUCACAACCAUAAUCAUUCACAAGGCAAGGGGAAUCAUAUAUAUUUUUUGUAA